AUUAUACUCUGUAGGCUGUAUGGCAGGGUUUGUGGGGUUUAGUAUAAAAGGGUUGUAUAGUUUGAGACAAAGUUGUGAGUGAGAAGGUGUGUUGUUCAUAAAAUGAGAUUUCUUGUCACUAUACUCUGGUAAAAAUUUAAGGUAUAAGUGCAAUACUGAGUAAAAGGGUUCUUUGAUAUUAAAAUGAAAUUAAUAAUCUUGCAUCUCUCCCCCUGUGCUUCUUAAAGUUGUCUUCUGUAAAUAGACCAGACUGAAAAUUGUCAUCUUUUACAAUGCUGUAGAUCUAUUUAUACUAUUUCAAGGUUGUUCAAAUGUAUAAUGGAGAGACGUAACAUUCAAUAAAAUGCACACGAUACUUUUCUCAAAAAGUUCAUCAUGGUUGUAUGUGCUUACUGUUUUGAAUGGACCAGAUGUUUACAUUUGUGGCUGUCAUUUUUCUUUUGACUAUUUUUAGAGAUACAGUACUUUAUAUUGCCUGUUGUUUUUAACCCUGCUACAUUUCAAUUAUAGCUUUAGAUCUGUGUCAAUAUGUACUUUUUUUUAGCUAUUUCCUUUUUUUAGACUCAAGUGAUAGAAAGUAUAUUUUAUCACAACACAGGUCGAUUACAACAGGUAGAUUGAAGUUUUGUAUCAUUUCUUUUAAUCUGAGCUCACUCCCGCUCCUUUGGCCUGGGGAAUCUCCCAGAGACUUUGGCGAAUCAAAUCACCACAACACAUAUUACAACUGUACAAUUGAUGUCCAACUAUCAGAUCUGAAAUGACUCCGGGCAGUGCGAGUCCAAAUAACUUGGUUAAUUGUGUUAUGAGCUGGUCCAAUGCGGUCACCGAUCGACGCUUUCGACGUUUCUGAUUUAUGUAACCAGAACAUUUUGCUCAACGUUACGUAAAGCCAAAGUAGCCGUCUCCCGCACACAGAGAUAGAAACGAACACGGUGCUUACACACGAGCUCUACGGUUCUCUUCAUAUUCAGGCUCGUGUCAACGUAACCGUAGGAUUUCAACCGCGUCGAGAAAAUAACAUUGUUUCAAUUGACUGCGCUGUACUUUGAAUGAAAUGGUUCUCCCCGUCAGUCACAAUAACACGGAGCCCGUCUGCUGUCUGGCGGAGCGCGGUGAUUGGCUAACGGCCGCCCAGGAGGCGCAAUGAAGAUCUGUGAUUGGCUGACAGCUGUCGAUGAGGCGGGAUCAUUUCAGCUGCGACUGUCAAGAUUGGUAAAAAAAAAAAAAAAGAAAAGAAAAAAAAGCUGGCGCUGCUGCGUGCAGGUAAAAAGGAACAAGCGACACAAAACAGAAAACAUUUGUCUUGGCAGAAAGCGAGGGCUGCGAUGGAGACGGAGAAACAUUUUCGUGCGACGGAACCCCAAAAGCGAGGCGUUUAAGUCGGUGAAAAAAGGCGCAACACCUUCGGCUUUCUUGGAAGAAAGUGCCGUUGUGUCAACCAUCGCUCGGGCUCCCGGGGCACGCUUUGUACAGCGAGCAACUUGGACAGCUGCGUGUUUUCAAGCAAGCCAUCAACAAAGAAUGAAAGCAUUCAAACGAGCUCUGGAAGAAGAGCUUCGCCCGGAGCAGGAGCACUCCUCGGCCGUGUCGGACAGCGACGACGGCUCCCCGCUCGACCUGUCGGGACGGGGUCUAUUUGGGAAACGCCGUCGCCGCGGCAACCUGCCGAAGGAGGCGGUGCAGAUUCUGCGGAGCUGGCUGUACGAGCACCGCUUCAACGCCUACCCGUCGGAGCAGGAGAAGCUCAGUCUGUCCGGCCAGACCAACCUCUCUGUGCUGCAGAUAUGUAACUGGUUCAUCAACGCACGUCGCCGCCUCCUCCCCGACCUGCUGCGCAAGGACGGCAAAGAUCCCACAAAGUUCACCAUCUCCCGCAAGGUCGGUGUUAAAAGUGAAGUCCACUCGGCUAACGGAGGAAGAGCCAGCUCUCCGGAAAGCAACUCCUCCACCGGCUCGUCUCAACAGCGGCCGUCCGUCAUCCGCUCCGCCCCUACGCUGGACCUCAGUCUUCUCGGGAACACGGCGACGGCCAUUCUGACCGGAGCGGGCUACCCGGGCAAGGAAGGGUCCGUCCAGGCGCUGAUGAAGCUGGACACCCAAAGUCUGCUGAGGGAAGCGGAGGAACAGGGGGCCAAUAUGGUUUGUCUCAACAGCACAACAAUGGCAGCUAGCCCCAGCAGUGGCCUCUUCAACACGCCGCCCCCGACUCCUCCCGAGCUGUUCCCCACCCAGGACUUCAGCGACUUGAGGCUCCUGGUCGACGCGGCUCUGCAAAGAGCGGCGGAGCAGGAGAACCUGAAGAGGCUCCAGGAGAGCCAGAACGGACCCGCAGAGGCUGUAAAAACUGAACUAGUGGAGGCAAAGUGUAGCGCUUACGGCAGUGACACGGGGCCCACACCGCCACCAGAGGACAGCCAACAAGUCAUGGAUCCUUCCAGGGUGCAGAGUCUGAUGGAGAAGGCUAUGGCUGUUCCAGUGUCAACUGUGACUUCAGGAAAGGAUCCAGUGCCUCUGUCUUUAACAGCCUCUGUGCCAGUCGCAGCUCCAGUCUUGGUCUCCGCCUCGAGGCUAUCUCCUCUCUUGAUGGAUAAAGUAAUCUGGAGCCCCUUUGACAAGGACACUGCCUCCAGCCCAAACCAGCCUCGGCUCAUCACAGCCCAUCUGCCUACUGUAGUGCCAGUGUCUGCCUCAGUUUUAGAACAGCCGAAUUCCCAGAAACCAGCCGCUGCUUCAGCCUCAAGCUCAGUUCCAGCUCCACUGCCCGUCUCUUUGCCAUCAGCAGUCCUAGUCCCGGCCACAAGUCCCUCCUCUGUGACGUCUCCUAGCCAGGCUUCUUCCCAGACUGUAGCGCUUGUUCCAGCUGCUCCACCUCCAGCCGUUACUUCUUUCACAGACCCCAGAGGAGUCCCGCUUUGCCUGCCGUUCCACAUGUCCCCAAUAAUCCCAAUCAGUGUUCCGCGUCCGUCACCCGCUUCGACCGCAGAGUCGUCUCCGGCCUCCAUUCACAACCCAGUCUUUGCUUCUACGCAAACUCCAACUCCUCUGUCCGCCUCAGCACAAAUAUCCUCCUCUACGCCAGCGAUGACGCCUCUUCUGGGCCUGGCUUCCCCCCUCACUGCUCCGCUCCAGCCUUCCUCCACUACCACCAGCAGCAGCAGCAUCAGUAGCAGGAAUUCAGCAGCGGUGCCCAGUGUUUGGAGCAUGGUCCAUGCUGACACCAGGCAACCCAGUUCUCUUCAAGGGGUAAAGACCCCCAUCACCACAGUGUGGGGCCCGCAGCACAGCCUGCACUCAGUGAGUGAAGCUGUUAACUAGGAGCUGG
Messenger RNA from Anarrhichthys ocellatus (wolf-eel), 3322 nucleotides. RefSeq names its product TGFB-induced factor homeobox 2 (gene tgif2). Bases 1144 to 3315 code for a protein of 723 amino acids. Gene Ontology annotation, molecular function: DNA binding. Gene Ontology annotation, biological process: regulation of DNA-templated transcription. The transcript is spliced from 3 exons. NCBI's taxonomy places the organism in Eukaryota, Metazoa, Chordata, Actinopteri, Perciformes, Anarhichadidae. The record is from RefSeq and is a predicted model, not a curated record.